AUGUCCGACACGACAUACGAUAAGGUUCCAACGGCCGACUCCGAGUUCCGUCAAAACGCAGGAGACUGUCCUCAUCAGGAGGAAAUAAGCUCACCGGCACCUAAAUCACCACUUCGUCGUCACUCCCUGGAAAUCCUCUUAGCCGCAAAUAUUGCCGUCGCCCUCGUCCUUCUUAUAUGCUGGGGAGCAUUUGUUCCCCCGCCAACAAACCUCAAAUACGAGAGUGUUACACCUGACAAUAAGUCGUAUCCUUCAGGUCAGCUCACCUGGUCGCAGCACUUUGAGGCAAUUCCUUGCGGGAAGUCUCCAGAGGAAGCUCAGGCCCGGGGGUGUCGUUUCGACAUGCUCGCAACCGCAUGGCUUCCUCCAAGAUGCAUUGACGACGAACUCGUUGAUGAAUUCAUGAGUUUAGGAGACUGGGAAUUCUACACAGAGAUGCACGGAAGCAUCAAGCACAGCUCAUACGAACCAGAGAUUUUAGGAUCUUUCUCCAAGCCAAAGUCUAUCUGGACGUCGAGAAGCUGGCAUCACAUGCACUGCCUUUACAUGUGGAAGAAAGUUGUGCGUGCCUUGGUCAAAGGUACGCCGGUGGAUGCAGAGACGGUCUCGGGGCCUCACACACACCACUGCAUGAAAGCUAUGGAGGAGGUAGUCUUCGGGCCGCAUCGUGACCCGGAUGAGAUUGAAGUGUUUUUGGAAAUUAUUUACCCGCCAUGCUGA
Hirsutella rhossiliensis is the source of this 720-nucleotide messenger RNA. RefSeq lists its product as uncharacterized. The record is from RefSeq and is a predicted model, not a curated record. Bases 1 to 720 code for a protein of 239 amino acids. The transcript has a single exon. NCBI's taxonomy places the organism in Eukaryota, Fungi, Ascomycota, Sordariomycetes, Hypocreales, Ophiocordycipitaceae.